Messenger RNA from Patiria miniata (bat star), 1226 nucleotides. RefSeq lists its product as uncharacterized. Bases 1 to 858 code for a protein of 285 amino acids. Lineage: Eukaryota; Metazoa; Echinodermata; Asteroidea; Valvatida; Asterinidae. The transcript has 4 exons. The record is from RefSeq and is a predicted model, not a curated record.
AUGGAGGAAGUGAAGAAGCUGACCAACCUAAUGCUGCCACACCUGCAGACUCUUCUAGCCAGGCAGAGAAGGGACUAUGGGAUUGAUGAGGAGGCCUUUCCAAAUGGACUAGCCAGGCAGAGAAAAGACUAUGGGAUUGAUAAGGAGGCCUUCCCAGUGGACUUACCCAAGCUACGGAAACGGCGUCGGAUAGAAGAGCUGGAAGCCGAGGUGCCAGUGGCCAUCGGAUACUGGGGCAAGCCCACGGCACUAGAGGGUGCCAAAUAUGAUUUCCUCUGCAUCCAAGCAACACUCAAAUCCAACAAGCCUGAUAGUCUUUCGUUCACUGAAGAAUUUAUGGUAGAUUCCGGAAGUGACGUGGUAACGGCCCGGCAAGAGAUCUUGGACCAGCUGGACCUGCAGUUGAUUGGUACAAUUCAGAGCCGGGGCGUCCACACAACGGUGGAGAAACAGCUGUACAAGGCGAUACUGCGCAUCGGCAAACAAGAAGCAGAGAUAGAGGUCAUGCCCGAACCGUACGAGUCCAUAGGCAACCGCGUCAUGAGACAUUUCCGUCACGUGAUCGACAGCACGGUGCACUAUUGGCUGCAGGGCAACCGACUGGAGCCAGGCGAGUCAUCAGGUCAAGGGUCCGGGUCGGCUCUAGGUAGCACGAGCGGGGAGCACACGUCACAUAGCACGCCCGAGCUGACGGGCGAGUCUGCAUCUGGAGCGGAGUCUAAAGAUGGAUCGUCACCGGAGGAGUUGAUGAAACAAGAGAAGACGGAACGAGAGAGGGGAGAAAAGGUGGGGGAGGAGGAAAAAGAAGCCGAGGGAGAAGAUUCCUCAUCGACCUCAUCCUCAGAGAAAUCACCAUGACGUCACAGGUCAGGUUCAAACGUGAAUCUAUGAAGGUUCAACAUGCAUGCCAACAGGAAGACAUCACACUGAUGUGGUAAUGCAUUGGUGGUCACUAGUUUGCAUGGUAGGCUGUUCUUCACAGCCACUUUACAAAUUCUAUCAUCAGUGUAUGACUUUUGCUUUUUGUAUGAGUUUAUUUUCGACUUCUGCCGCUAUAUUGUUCGAUGAAUUUUAUUUUUCUAUGAUUUAAAUUCUCACAAGUAGAUCAAAUGAAGCCAUCUCAAAAAAAUACCUCAGCAUUUUUAAACUCUUUGAAAAUUGAAAGGGGGGCUGAGUAUUCCUUUGUACAUUAAAUGUCCCAUGUAAUAAACAUUGUGAAUCAUUUA